CACCACCACCACCACCCCCACCAGCAGCAGCACUCGGCAUCCCACCACGGCCACCCGCCCGCCGCCCAUCCGCCACAGCCGCCCCAGCAUCACCAUCACCCGCACCACCACCAUCACCACCCACAACAACAACAUCCGCAACAGCAGCAGCAUCUCCUCACAGUCACGCCCGGGGGCGGAGGCGAAGAUGGCGGCGAGACGGACUCGGCGUACUCGGACAACGCGUCACUUCCAUCGUCUGAGUCGUUCACGUCAAUGGCGACCGUGUCCUCGUCUGCUGACACGACCUCCUCCUCGUCCGGCGAGACGUGCAGCAUGAGCAGCGCCCUGUGCGGGCCCGCGCACGCCGAGAGCGAAUUCUGGAGGAUCACGACUCUCUGGUGGAGAGCAUGGUGAUGUGGACGCGAGACUCCAAGAACAAGGUCAUGUUUGAGGAGAGGAUGGACAAGUACGACCUGUUCCGCAAUCCUGAGAAAUACCUGCUAAAUUCUUCCACCAUGAAGACAGGACAGCUGACUCCACAACAGAAAGAUAAACUUAUACAGGAUUUCUUUGCCCCCGAUAACGUGUGUGUCCCGUCUAUGGAAGGCGCCCUGUACUUGAAGUCUGACGGGAAAAAGGCCUGGAAGAAAUUCUUCUUCGUCCUCCGGGCCUCUGGUCUCUACUAUAACCCCAAAGGAAAAGCCAGCAAGAACCCCAAGGACCUGGUGUGCCUAGUACAGUUUGAGUAUGUGGAGGUGUACCGUGGCCUAGGCUGGAAGAAGAAGUAUCAUGCGCCCACCGACUACUGCUUUGCCCUCAAGCAUCCUCAAAUCCAGAAGAAGACUUCCAAGUACAUCCGAUACUUUUGCGCUGACUCUGAAGUAGCCCUGGAUCAGUGGGUCAUGGGUGUGAGAACAGUCAAGCUGGGAAAACAGAUGCUUCAUAAUUACGAGCAUUUAACGCACGAGAUUUCAAUGUGGGACAUGAGACCCCCGGAGCCAGGAGGGAGCUCAGUGCCGCCAGAUGACACGCUGUGUCGCAUGCUAAACCAUGCUGACCUCAGCGACAGCCGCAUGUCAGUGCCGGAGCCCGGGUCAAGACACUCCGUCAUACAGGUGCACAACUCAACCUUGGUCAGGAACUCAGCCAGUAUGGGAGAGGCUGGCCGUGACGUGAUGAGCAUUGAGGUUCUAGCCAUUCCACCUCGCAAAGGCUCAGAAUCGGGUGGCGGUUCGGAUGGAAGGUCUCUGAGUGGGUCUGUAGGCAGCUCCUCACUGAGCUCAGCAGCCUCCGAGGCCGGCCAUAAAACUCCGGUCAAGCGCGUCUCCUUCAGCGCCACACACAGCAUCAUCAACGGAGACUCCGGCGAGCAGACGGUCAAGCACCGCGACUCUAUCAUCAGUGCCUCCACCGACUCCAGCGAGGACUCCAACUCGAGUGGCGGAAGCGGGGAGGCCAGGCUGGGGGCCAGUUUCAGGGGAGGAAAGAUGCGGCCGAAACUCCCGCUUACCACGGAGACGACUCGACAGCUAGCGGACAUGUGCAACGUUACAGUAGACGAGACGCCCGAAGCGAUUUAUGCGGAGACUCCCCACCACCACUACAGUCGCACCAAUUCUUCUUCGUCUUCUUCCUCCGCAUUUACUCGCUCAGAGAGGCGGCGAGCAUCCAUGACUGAACGCAGAGGUUCUUGCGGUUCAGCUAGUUCCGACAGUUCUUCUCAACGUUUGUCUCAGCCGCGAGCCCCUCCUUUAUCCCCUCCAAUUAAGCAGCAUUCUGUGGACAGCGGGACGAUCUCAAGAAAACAAAACAGUCCUGUCCCAGAGGGAGCCUCAACAAGUCGUCAUGUUCGCAGAAAAAGUGAGUCAUCCGUCAGCGCUUUAAUAGAGGAUGACACCACUAGUUCUGCUCCAGCAAAUGGCUCCAUGUAUGGGUCGAAUGCACUCUACUCCACCGUGUAUUCAUCAGUAGCUGAAGAAACUGGCGUAGUUUCUGUCCCAAGUGAGUCACAACAGCCUCAUGCUGACACAGAGCCCCUGUACAACCAGAUCCGGAGCCCAACCAACACAGCCAGGCGUCCUGCAAAGGCACAGGAAUCAGUUUCUGCAAUUCCACCUCCCCCUCAGUUCCGGGAAGAUGGAGCCGCCCUCCGCACCUCUGGGCACGAACCAUCUCCACCUCUUCCCCCUCCUCCCCCACCGGUAGCAUCUAUGCAAGUCCCUCCUCCCCCUCCUCCCAUCGCUCCUCAAAGUUCUUCUGCUCAAUCCUCCGCCCCUCCUCCUCCCCCUCUUUCAGCACAUCUUGGGGUGAAGGAAUCUCUCUAUAGCUCUAUCACAUCCUCUUCUUCCUCCGCUCAAUCUGCCAAGUCCUCCCCUCCCCCCACUCUGCCAAAACCUCAGCACAGCAAUCAUGGACCCAUCAGUGCACCUCAGCAAGCACCUCCACCUCCACCUGUAUCGGCAAUGUCUCAGCCGCCACCACCCCCACCACCACAGGCACCAGCUGCACCUCCAUCGUCGUCUACAGCAGCAGCAGCUACUGCAGGGCUUCCAAAACAUCCGCCACCUCCUCCACCCCUGCGAAUGGCCAGCCACGAUUCUAUUGCUUCCUCUCAGUCUGGCUUCGACUCUACCAACAGUUCACCUCGUCACAUACCCAUGCCGCCUCCUAUGCCACCUAUCACACCGAAACUUCCGCCACCCACGCUACCCAAAAGCUCACCGGUAGCUCCUGCUCCAAACUUGCCCACAAACACUAUGAAGACACCCCCUCCCCCACCGCCACCCGGCCCCCCUGGCCUGAUGGCGAAUCAGAAGAAAAAACCUGGGGCACCAGGCGUGGAGCCAAAAGGAAAGCCGCCCCAGGGCAGCAGUGUGUCAAACACGUCAUCACUCCCGCACAAUAGUCGUUUCAGUGGCGGACAAGUUGAGGACCUGGUGGGAUGCCCACAGUCUCCAUCUUUGCCCUUCCUGUCUGAACUCUCUAAGCGUUCACACCCAGAUGCAGCAGGAGCUGAUAAGUCUGGAGUGGAACUCCGCAAUGGUCAGUCGUCUCCCAGCGCUCAUCAGCACCGGAGAUCAGCCUCAGCAGGAGGCGGGGUAAGCAAAGGAGACCGCAAAGCUCCACCCCCUCCUCCUCCCAAGCGUAGUGAGAAUACACGCUUGUCAGCAGACGUCGCUAAACCUCCCUCCUCCCCUGCUCUGGCCACCGCCGACCCUGUUCAAAAUGGAGCUUCUGGUUUGAUAUCAGAUCCAAUUUACGAAAACUACGAUGGUAUUAUGGAUAUUGAUGAGCUCCCUCCUCCACCUCCAGAGCUCUUGGUGGGACUAUCUCAGUCAGAGAGUGAUUCUUUCAGAACUUCUGGGUCAGGAAAAAAGCCCAAGCCUCCUCCCCCACCCCCUAAAAGAUCCAAAGAUACUCAACUGUCUAGUUAUUGACCUCAGCCAACGUCAGUAACCUUUUUCUGAUCAUGUUAAAAAUUUUCGCCCUGGAUGAUGCUGCAAUGACAUUUGAACAGACCUAUAGUACAUCUGAAGUUUUGUGGUCAUCUGUUUGCUGCUAGAACAACUGUCUGUGAAGGGAAUAGUUUCUUCCUGUAUCACAGAGAGGGAAAACCUUUUCUAGCUGAUUUGGUAGACAACCAGGCCCUUUACGUUUCCAAUGAUUAUUUCUGGUUGCAUUCUUGGAAGCUGGAAAGUGAGAUCGCCUUGUUAUCAGCCCCAGCCAUGUUGCUAGCCCCAGCCAUGAGAGAACCCGCACCAUGUUGCUAGCCCCAGCCAUGAGAGAAAUGGCAAUCUGACUGGACAUCGUUUGAGCAGUAUGGCGCAUGUCACAGCCGAAUGUUUGUUUUUUUUGCCAUGGACUCACAGAGUGACAAAAGCUCACUACCCUGGAGUAAGAUCCAGCUUGCCGUGUUGGUAUUUAUGAAAACUUCCUCUGUAUUUAUCUCAGAUGAUAAAGGAGACGAUCACAACAAGAACAUGCAAGCUUUUCUGGAUUACCAAAUAAAAGACACUAGAACUAUUAUUGUUUUUCUCAACCAAGAUUUUAUAAUUUCAUAACCCUGUGGUACGUAUUACUGCAUAACCAAUGAUCAUGGAUGACUGUGUGUAUGCUCGUUGAAUGUUUGUAUUAUCAAUAGCAUUUUUUCAUCCUGUUCUUACUUACAUCGCGGUUCCUGCCUCCCUUUCACCCCUCAUGACAACCUGACAGUGUCGUGUUUGUACAAAUUAUUUAUUGGAGACUUGUGUGUGUUUUUUGUAGGUCUUUCUUUUAAUGACCAUGUUAGCUUCUGUCUAAUAGCUUUACAUAUCUUGUACCACCUGUCUAUAUACGUAUAUAUAUAUUUAUAUAUAUAUAUAUGUAUACAUACUUACUCAACAAUGCUUGCUACACAUAGUAAAUCAGUCUAGUAGCAUUAGAAGGUUGGUUGUGGUCAGUGUCUGUAGAUGUUACAGUGGGUUCAAAUACAUGUUCGAACUGAAGAUGUGGAGAGAAAUAGAGCAGGGCAGGUUUGUAGAGAUACAUACAGCCAAAGAGAGCUGUUUUUCUAUUUGCUAUUGCAUGCGAAUAUUAUCCUGUGUCUGUAUGAUUUUAGUUUAGGAAUAAACAAGUGCCGUUUAUGGCAAUAGUUACAGGGCAGGAAAAGACUUGUUUCUUUUGAUAUGUGGAGAUUAUCAUCUGCUUGUAUUCAGCACAGAAUUUUGUGACUCAAUACACAUGCUGAGGUUUUGUUUCGUGCCAUACACGCUGAAGUCACUUGAAAAUCCAACGCACAGAGAAUAUUCUCAUGUCUGUACAGUGCGUGCCACUGGUGAGCACAUGAAAUGCAUUAUAAUUAAAGCAUUAAGAAAUCUGAUUUUAUUAGUACUAAUAUCAAUAUCAGUUGUUUUAUUUCGUUUUCAUGUCUUUCUCUUCUGUUUCUUCAGAUUUUAUCUUUGGGUUUCUAACAGUAGUGCCCUCAGUGACUCAUUAGGACAAUAGGGGUAAACUUUUACCAAACAGCAAAUUAUCUUUUAGGGUCAAAGUUUAAUUUAUUGGUGCCAAAUGCUUCAGAUCUGUAAUCUCCUUUGAAUUCACCAUUGGAGAUAAAUUGAAUUGAAAGCUAAGUUAAUUUGUGUACUUCCCCAUACUGACCAGACUGUAAUUGUAUAGUUUCAAAGUUUUGAGCUCACCAACAUGAUCUUUUACCAUCUUUGCAUCACAUUUCGUCCUUAGGCAUUUUGCCAAAGGUCACAAAUUCCUAUCACCAACGAUGAUGUCAUUCAUACAUGUCUUCCAUCGUGAGCAGCUAAGUUGUGGGCCCAGACAUCAAAGCCCGGCUGUGCCAACUGAUUCCAUUACGUUCCUCUCUGAUUCUUCGAGGCCUUAGUAAACUGAGCAGAAAUCAUCAAACCCGUGAAGCACAUAAGUUCCUUCCAAGUCCUGACAUUCACGUUUUUUCCAAUUAUAACCUUUUUGUUUGAAAAAUAAGAUAUGCACGUGUGAAAGAACUCCUUCUAGUCAAUGCUGCGCAUACAAUUCAAUAUUGAUGGAGCAAACUUUGACCUCUAACUGAAAUCAAAAUUGUGUUUUUGAAUUCUAAUACUAGAGAGGUGUGAGUAGGUGGAAAAGGUAGGUUGAGGCCCAAGUGGUUUAUAUUUGUGAAAGAAUGUGAUGUGGUUUUGAGAAAAUCUUUUAACAGUAUUUUGUGCUUUGUGGUUUUCCCUGUUUUUGUUUGUUUUCAGAAUGAUGCAAGUUCCUUAAAGCUUUACUGUGUACCUGACCUAUUUGAUAAUGAAGAGCAGCUUUCCUUUGUACUCCCCCCCUCCUUUCCUUCAUCUUAUGUUGUGAUAGUCAUGAAGCAGAUGGCUACCUCAAAAACACUCUGCAGACUACAACAGUGGUCAACAGCACUUCACUUUAUUCCCUUUGAAAGUAUUGAAAGUACUACACAUGUUUGCGUUAGCUUCCAAAUCUGUUCUCUCAACAGUCCUUUGUCAUUCCUUCUUACUUUGUGGUGAAAUGCUGUUCAUAUUUUUGCUCUUUUAGUUGUUUUUUUUAUAUUGUCCUUUAUGUGCUACUUAUUCUGUUGCUAUCAAACUAUUUUCAUACCACUUCUGUGUGGUCUUACUUAUAGCUCGUCACAUUGCUUGAGGUACCUGAUAAUUCUGAGAUUGCCUAUGUAGAGAAAGUUUAGUCUGAGGAAUAGAUUUUGUCACUAUUUUGACAACUGUAUCACUGUGUGAGCAGGUGUUGUCCUUAUCCUGAUAUAAAUCAUAAGUAUUUUCUAAAUGUAAGUGAAGAAAAGUGCAUUCAAAGUUUCUGCAAGUUUGUUUUAGGUAAAUACUUAUCAAGUAGUUAAUUUUAAAGUGUUGCAAAAGCAGUGUUUGACAGUCCUUAUCAAAAACAUUAAAACAUAAAAAGGGUUCCUUGUAUUUAUUUUAUGAUACAAAUAAAUCAGACUGAAUGUCAGGUAGUCGUCCAAUCAAGAUUUGUAAAUGUGGCAUAACUGCUGAAAAACAUUUCACUCUCCUUUGAAAUUCACAUGGUCUACUAACUUCCUACACUACUCUGAGUACUUCAUUUCCUUGAAGAUCAACCUACUCCUUAUUCCUUCUGGCUAUUUGAUUCUACCA
Messenger RNA from Aplysia californica (California sea hare), 6599 nucleotides. Its product is annotated as ras-associated and pleckstrin homology domains-containing protein 1. Lineage: Eukaryota; Metazoa; Mollusca; Gastropoda; Aplysiida; Aplysiidae. Gene Ontology annotation, biological process: signal transduction. The record is from RefSeq and is a predicted model, not a curated record.